Molecule: messenger RNA, 2986 nt
Organism: Lingula anatina
Lineage: Eukaryota; Metazoa; Brachiopoda; Lingulata; Lingulida; Lingulidae
Product: solute carrier family 61 member 1-like
Biological process (GO): molybdate ion transport
Cellular component (GO): membrane
Molecular function (GO): molybdate ion transmembrane transporter activity
Source: RefSeq, a predicted model, not a curated record
UCUGGCGCUAGCGGGCCGCGCCAAAGAUGAGUAUUUUCGUGGCGAGCCUGUGGGUGUUGGUGGUGAUUUGUGUUGUGUUGUUUCUAUACACUCGCUCUGACACCACGGCAUCGGGGGAUGCGUCGUUUAGAAGUUUUCAGCUCACCUAUCUCGUGGUCUACAUGCUGGCUAUGGCUGGAGACUGGCUGCAGGGACCCCAUGUGUACGCCCUGUAUCAGCACUAUGGAAUGAGCACUCACGACAUUGAGGUGCUCUUCGUGGCAGGCUUUGGCGCCAGUAUGAUCUUUGGGACUGUGGUCGGUUCAUUUGCUGACAAGUAUGGAAGGCGAGCCAACUGUAUCCUGUAUGGUGUGCUCUAUGGUAUGGCGUGUGUCACUAAGCACUUUGGCAAUUUCUGGAUCCUUAUGAUUGGUCGGCUACUAGGAGGUACAGCUACGUCCAUAUUAUAUAGUGCUUUUGAAUCCUGGCUGGUGUAUGAACACAAUAAGAGAGGAUUUAGUCAGGAUCUUCUCGGAACCUUAUUUUCGCACGCCACCCUGGGGAACUCCUUGGUGGCCAUCUUGGCUGGAUUUGUGGCACAAUUCUUCGCUGACAGCUUUGGUUUUGUAGCUCCCUUUGAUGUGUCCUUGACUGUCCUGGCUAUCAUGUGUGUGGUGAUCAUAUUUACCUGGUCCGAAAACUAUGGGGACUCCGCUGUCAACGUGCGCACUUCGUUUGUUAGUGCUAUCAAAUCUAUCAAAUCAGACCGCAAGAUAUUAUGCCUGGGUGUGAUCCAGUCUCUCUUUGAGGGGUCCAUGUACACCUUUGUCCUGGAGUGGACGCCCGCACUGACCCCUGUGGCCACAACAGCGUCCAGUGUGGCCAGCAGGAGACUCCUAGAGGAGGAAGACGUCACUGUAGAGGGGCACAGAGGGGCUAUACCACAUGGGUAUAUCUUUGCAGCAUUUAUGAUUGCUAUUAUGAUUGGGUCAUCUCUAUUUAAGAUACUAUGUAGAUGGACCUCCAUUGAGUCAUUCAUGAGACCUGUGUUAUUCAUAUCAGCUGUAGCACUGUGUACACCUAUAGUGUGUCCGGGGAACCAGCUUGUAAUCUUCAUUGGUUUCCUGGUAUUUGAGGUUUGUGUGGGGUUGUUUUGGCCCUCCCUGGGGACUAUGAGGGGGAAGUACGUCCCCGAGGAAACACGUGCUACUAUAAUGAACUGUUUCCGGAUCCCGCUGAAUCUCAUUGUAGUCAUUAUACUUGUCCAGAACCUGAGGAUGGACUUGAUAUUCAAGUGUUGUGUGAUGUUUCUUCUGUGUGCUUGUCUCAGUCAGCAUGUAUUAUAUAGAGAUAGUUUAAAUGUUAGCAAAGCUCUCCCUGAAACCAGUGGUGAAGGCAGCAGACAAGAUGCAGGCAAGAUGCCUUUGAUCAAAGAAGACUUGGUGGAAGCAAAUGGCAAUGAGGAUGAUGAUCAGAACUAAUGGGAAGAAGACAAAAUGACUUAUAUUGGGAGGUGGUUGUCAACUCAAAGUGUUGACUCUUAUUUCGACUGUGAAUUCUCACUGGUUUCUAUUGUGAUUUAGUUUUUAAUGAAAUGAUAUUUCUUUUUAUGUGGAAUUCUUAUGGUUAUGAAUAAUUUCUCUCUGUUUUUCAAGUGGUAUUCUAUGUUAGUUCAUCUAUUUUUAUUUUAUUUUUGUGGGGAUGACAAUGUGGUGGCUGCCAGCAAAAUAUAUUUACCCAAGCUAGCCAUGAGGUAGGUCUUGCAACUUUGCAUAAAUUCAAGCAAGAUUUAAGAGGCUUGGAAGAGAGAAGGUACAGAAACGUUGAGAGGCAAGCAAUUGUGGUACAGCAAUGAAAAAAUGACAAUUUGUACACAGAUAUCUUUACGGUCGUUUCCUCUGGUGAUUUGCAGAAUUACAGCUUUGUGUGCUCAAAACAUGGUAAUAAGUUACUUACAUAUUGUUUUCUAGGGCAACAUUCCUGGAACAUUAAAGGGAUAACAAUUCUUCAAUUUGGUGGGAAAAGUGCCAUAAAACAAAUUUUCCUGGGAUAAAUGAUGAUGGCAGGCACAAAUUUCAGACUAAUUGCUUUAACCACCAUAUAGGUGGUAAAACAGAAUUUAUUAUAUUUCAAGGUUUUGUUUACAAUGCACUUAUUGUGGAAUUUUGAAUCUUAUAUGAAGAGUUUUUAUCCCUUUAUUUCAUCCUUAUCACUGAAAAGUUCACUCGACUUCACAGGUAUUCUGGGAUACUUGCUAGUCUCGUAUGGCCUCGCACUGCUGAUUUCGGCCAUCUUGGACGAUUUCCAUUCACUAAAUAAAUUAAGUAGAGGAGUUGUGGUUAAUACUUGGUAAACAGAGUAGAAAAAAAUGUUUUGACACAGAUUUGGACAUAAUAUGGUUAUGUCACUUGUUGAUCUUAUCUCUGUAAUUUUGUGAAGGCAAUCACUCAUUUUAAUUCUGUGCUUUGAUUUUUGAAUGGAUCCGAGGCAUCAAAUCUGAAAUAAUUGUCUCAGAAAAAAAACAGAGGACUUAAUUAGUAGACCAUGGUUGCAGAAACCACGAGUUAGUGAGAAAUGCAUUAAGCCAUUACUACUUUCUGAAAUUAUUUAUGUUUAACACUUUAUUCUGUAUAUUUUACUAAUUUUGGUGAAGAUGAGUAUUACAUACUUCAGUGCAUUCCAGAAACAAUACAGAGAAAAGAAUUGUGAUUAAGUAUAUAUGUUCAUAUAUAGGAUGUAAUACCUAUUGUGAGAAUACUGUAAAGGAAGACAAAUUGGAACAUGGUUGUCUGUGAAAUCUGUAAAGUGAAAUAAUUCUAUGAUACACAGAGUGAUACAUAGAGGAGGCGAGAGACAGGUUUUUAGUAAUUUUUAAUGGUAUUUCUUUACUUUCCGGUGAAAAGAACUUGGUCAUAUCUUAAAAUGAAGACAAUGUAUAGUUAUGCUAUAGGAAGGUUCUUUUUAUUUUUUCAUGGUGGUUUUUAUAAUAAAUGUAUUUUUGCUUUUA